This is a messenger RNA of Schizosaccharomyces octosporus yFS286, 2081 nucleotides long. Its product is annotated as WD repeat protein Pfs2. The record is from RefSeq and is a predicted model, not a curated record. The coding region runs from base 149 to 1687 and encodes 512 amino acids. The transcript has a single exon. NCBI's taxonomy places the organism in Eukaryota, Fungi, Ascomycota, Schizosaccharomycetes, Schizosaccharomycetales, Schizosaccharomycetaceae. Gene Ontology annotation, cellular component: mRNA cleavage and polyadenylation specificity factor complex. Gene Ontology annotation, molecular function: protein binding.
AGCGUGUAAUUCGGACUUUCUUUGAAUUCAUUCAGAUUAAUAGUUAAUACCAUCUUGCAUUAUUAUACGAAGGAAAAGAAGUUUCUCUCCUUUGUAAAUUUCUCAUUUUUAAGGGUUCCAAUAUAAACGUUUGGUUUUUACAGUAAGGAUGGAGCGCGCCGAAAAUGCUAGAAUUAUUCAAAAGCCUAUGACGAGAAGAACCGUUGACUAUGGCUCCAAUCUUUCCCAGUAUGUUUUGAAUCGGCAUCUUCGAAGCAAUAUGUAUCACGUUCAUGUUCCUAGGCCCAAUCCCAAUCACAUUCUAAAUUUAUAUCCUCCGUGCGAAUAUAAAUAUAACUACGCUAAUUCUUUAUGUACUAAGUAUAUUCACACGUCUGCAAAUAAGGCACGACAUGUUAUUAACGUUGUGCGGUGGACACCAGAUGGCAGAAGACUUUUAACGGGUUCUUCUACAGGAGAAUUUACCCUGUGGAAUGGUCUGACAUUUAAUUUUGAACUUAUUAACCAGAGUCACGAUUAUGCUGUUCGAUGCGCCGAAUGGAGCUCAGAUGGCCGCUGGCUCAUUUCCGGUGACGGAGGUGGUAUUAUCAAGUAUUUCGAACCAAAUUUGAAUAAUGUAAAAAUUCUUCAAGCUCAUGAAAUGGAAAUUCGAGAUGUGGCUUUCUCGCCGAAUGAUAGUAAAUUUGUUACUGCUAGUGACGACGGUUCUCUGAAAAUAUGGAAUUUCCAAAUGAGCGUUGAAGAGCAAAAGCUCACAGGACAUGGUUGGGAUGUCAAAACGGUGGAUUGGCACCCUUCCAAGGGCCUUUUAGCUUCUGGAUCUAAAGACAACUUAGUGAAGUUUUGGGAUCCUCGUACUGCCUCCUGUCUUGCUACAUUACAUGGACAUAAAAAUACGAUUAUGCAGGCAAGUUUCCAAAAAGGAUUUGGAAAUAAUUAUCUCGCUACUGUUUCAAGAGAUAGUACUUGCCGGAUUUUUGAUUUACGAGUCAUGAAAGAUAUCCGAGUUUUGAGAGGCCAUGAGAAAGAUAUUAAUUGUGUUACAUGGCACCCUAUUCAUGGCAACUUACUUACAACUGGUGGCUCUGAUGGAAGCGUCAAUCAUUACAGUUUAGACGAGCCACCCGUGUAUUCCCAGCAGAAACACCACGAAAAACAUCCCAACACCACCCUUUCAUCUUCUUCUCAUUUAUUAUAUCCUAUUGCUGAAAUUCCUUAUGCUCAUGAGCUCGGUAUAUGGAGUAUGCAAUAUCAUCCACUAGGCCAUUUACUUUGCACUGGCUCCAACGACAAAACUACUAGAUUUUGGUCAAGGUCUCGUCCAGAGGAUGAAGAAUCCUUCUUGGACCGCCAUCAUUUGGGUGAAGAACAAUCUGAAGCUGUUAUUGGACAAAGACGUGCUGUAGCGGAAGAAGAAGAUGCGUAUGAACCUGAUGAAACUUCACCGGUGGAAAACUUGUCGAAUGCGAACAAGACUUAUCCUUCUAUGCCUUCCUUACCUGGUUUGGGGAAUGCACCAGGAUUUGCACCUUCAGUAGCAGCUGCCGCAUCUUCAGCGAAUCCACAAAUUCCUGGCAUGACACAUGCACCUACUCAAAAUUAUGGAAAUCAUUCCCCAUCAACUGGCCCGUUUAUCCCGGGAUUAGGAUCUCGUCAUCAGGAUCCUUAUUCACAAUCCUAUCGUUAAAAAUUUUCUAUUUCUAUUUCUGUUAUUAGACUUUUUUUUAUUUUUUAUUUUUUUUUUGAUGACAGUUUUCAGAGAAACUGCUACGCGAUUACUAAUAAUUAUACAACUUCAAACGUUUCUUCCGUCAAUUUAGUACCUAACUCGUCCAGAAACAAAUGUAUAAGAAUCCUUUUAUUUUUACAGAGCUAAUAAUUUAUACUUUUACUACUUUUCUAUUUUAUUGUUUAACGCGCAUUAACGUGACAUAGAGAAGUUGCUGUAAUAGGAAUCUGAGAAUUGUGCAACAAAAUCACCACAAAAUUUUCUGGACUUGUAUGUGGUCAUUGUCUAAGGAUUGACUCUCAAAUUUGUGGAUUUAUAUAAAUAAGGGACCAUUUCUACAUUGAUAUUUGUU